This is a messenger RNA of Exaiptasia diaphana, 638 nucleotides long. RefSeq names its product 2-iminobutanoate/2-iminopropanoate deaminase. The record is from RefSeq and is a predicted model, not a curated record. Gene Ontology annotation, cellular component: cytosol. Gene Ontology annotation, molecular function: deaminase activity. Lineage: Eukaryota; Metazoa; Cnidaria; Anthozoa; Actiniaria; Aiptasiidae.
GGGCUGCCUGUGUACGUAAGUCUACAUGCGUCUUUUUACCGCUCUUGCGAUGGCCACCGUGAGGAGAAUCGUUAGUACCUCUAACGCCCCGUCGGCGAUUGGCGCUUAUAGCCAAGCUGUAAUAGCUGACAAAACCAUGUACAUCAGUGGGCAGCUUGGUCUUGACCCAAAGACAAUGGAAUUUGUUAGUCAAGAUGCUGGUGGGCAGACAAAGCAGGCACUUACUAACAUGGGUCAUAUCCUUGAAGCUGGAGGCUCUGCUUUCAACAAAGUUGUCAAGGCAACAGUCCUUCUUGAUGACAUCAAUGAUUUUCAGGCAGUCAAUGAAGUUUACAAAACAUUUUUCACUGAGAAGCAACCAGCAAGAGCUGCCUAUCAAGUUGGGAAGUUGCCAAAGGGUGGCAAAGUGGAAAUUGAAGCAAUCGCAAUUGUUGGAGAGGUAAAAGAUGAAUAAGAAAUUCCAAAUAAGACAUUGCCCCAGAAAGACAUGAAACGGUAGCAUAGUGUUUUAGUGUUUGAAAAAAUUAAUUGUUGGAAUAAAUUGAAAGUCAGCUAAUGAUAAGGCAAACAUCUUGUAAUGUUUUCAAAUUAUCUUUUGUAACAUUUUUGGGGAAAUAAAGCCUUAGUUAGUCUUCUUA